Molecule: messenger RNA, 1206 nt
Organism: Pseudogymnoascus destructans
Lineage: Eukaryota; Fungi; Ascomycota; Leotiomycetes; Thelebolales; Thelebolaceae
Exons: 2
Coding region: 106-1206 (366 amino acids)
Biological process (GO): mRNA splicing, via spliceosome
Cellular component (GO): spliceosomal complex
Source: RefSeq, a predicted model, not a curated record
UCAUCCAGGCCGCUCUUUUCCAUCCCAUCUCUCCAUCCUCCAUCCUCUCUCUAUAACGCCAUAUCUUCACCUCCUCCCUCAAAACCAAACAAGCAAGCGCAAGCAAUGUACACAGACGCCCCCACGGCACCCGACCAACCUCCCUUAUUCCGCCCCUCCAAAAAACGGAAAAUCUACCGCCAGCGCGCCACCUCCGCACCUACGACGGCGAUCCCACACUCCCCCGCCGAAGGAGCUACAUCCUCCGCACUACCGCCACAAUCACCCCCCAGCACCGCCGCCGUCGCCGUCGCCGUCGCCGAUGAUGAUGACACCGCCCCAUCCACAGCAGCGAUCCGUCGACUCCUAGCCUCCCGCAGACAGCGUGGCGGGGGCGUCGAGUUCCGCGCCUCUAACCCGCGCGGGGCCGACGACGCGGAGGAGGUCGAGGGUGAGGGCGCUGUAGUCGUAGUGCGGCGAGAAUCGCAUGAUGACGGGCACAAUGAGGAGGGCGGGUUAGCGAUGGGAGGGAAGCGAUUCGUGACGCAGACGGGGAUGAGUGCUGAGGGUGUUGAUAGGCAUAUGAUGGCAUAUAUAGAUUCUGAACUCGCGAAACGCCUUAAACCCGCUGGCAUCAGUAGCGCCGACACAUCUACACCGCCAUCCACAUCCGCCACCACCACCGGCGCUGAUGCCGCCACGGCGUCGCAAUCGCAACGACAGCACCAGCCCUCUCCACCGUACCAAACAGCUUCAAGAGGGAAGUUAAUGGAAAUUGAACUCCCCCCCCCCUCCACCACCCCCGCCCCUCCCCGAGCAGCAGUCCGCAAACCCCGCCUCGGGCGCGACGGCAAACCGCUACGAGGGAAGAAGAGGAGGACAGAAGAAGAUAUCCGGCGCGACAACCUCGUCGAAUCCAUCAUGCAAGAAAACGGUCUCGGGAUAUACGAAUCCCCCCCCCUUCCCACAACCUCCACAACUGGUGACGGAGAAGGGGAUGAAGAGAUAGAAGAGCGCUUCCGACGGGAAUUUCUCGAGGGUGUUGAGGAGCGGAGACGUGGUGGUGGUGGUGGAGCAGGAGGGGGAGGAGGGAAAGGAGGGGGGAAGGUGGUGGGGAAGGGAAGGAAGGAGGAGGAGGGGUUGAAGGGGCCGAAGUUGGGGGGGAGUAGGAGUGCGAGGGCGGGGGUGAGGGAGGCGCUUUUGAAGGCUGAGAGGGAGAAGAGGUAG